AUGUCAUCCUCCAAGGCCCAGCCCGUGGCUGAUGAACUCUUUCUCGACCAACCCCCUCCUCCAUACCUAGAAAUCGCCGAAGAUGCAGCCGGCGUUCAAGACGACGGCCGUAUCGAAGUUGAUUUGGAAUCUUCGGCGUGCAAGGCGGCCAUCAAGUUAAUUCCCUGGCCAAGCGAGGAUUUUGACGUCCCGCCUCCGGUUUAUACGGAGGUUGUUACGAGCAAGGCCAAACUCAACAUCGUCAUUCAGGUUGUUGGAAGUCGGGGUGAUGUCCAGCCGUUUAUUGCUCUGGGGAAUGAACUACAAAAACAUGACCAUCGCGUCCGGAUAGCUACGCACAAUGUCUUCGACUCGUUUGUGCGAAACGCCGGGUUGGAGUUCUAUCCCAUCGGUGGCGACCCGGCAGACCUUAUGGCGUACAUGGUCAAGAACCCGGGUCUUAUUCCGAAGAUGAAGAGUCUGCGGGCGGGGGAUAUCCAACGCAAGCGAAGCAUGGUUGCUGAGAUGCUUCAGGGGUGUUGGAAUUCCUGUCUUGAAGAUGAUCCGUUAACCGCGACACCUUUCGUGGCGGACGCCAUCAUAGCAAAUCCUCCAAGUUUCGCCCACGUACACUGUGCGCAGGCUCUGGGCAUCCCAGUGCAUCUCAUGUUCACGAUGCCGUGGUCUCACACGACAGCGUUUCCGCAUCCUUUGGCUAAUUUGAAGUAUUCCGAGACGAGCGCAAAUUUUGCCAAUUUCGCUUCGUAUGGUAUCGUCGAAUGGAUGACUUGGCAGGGCCUGGGCGACGUGAUCAACGAUUGGCGAAAAACUAUCGAUCUAGAGGCAGUUCCGGUCACAGAGGGUCCCAACCUCGCAGCAACACUAAGGAUACCCUUUACCUACUGUUGGUCGCCGGCAUUGAUACCCAAACCUGCAGACUGGGCCUCACAUAUCGAUGUCUGCGGCUUUUUCUUCUGCGAUCCGCCAAACUACCAACCCCCUCCUGAUCUUGAUGCAUUUCUCAGAAGCGGGCCUCCGCCCGUGUACAUUGGUUUCGGCAGUAUCGUGAUAGAAGAUCCUGAGCGAUUGACGGCGAUUCUCCUCGAAGCGGUUCGCAUGGCCGGUGUCCGUGCCAUUAUUUCGCGCGGCUGGAGUAAGCUGGGCGGUUCCUCGCCCUCCACACGAGACGUCUUUUAUCUCGGCGACUGUCCUCAUGAAUGGCUGUUUCCGCGUGUUGCUGCUGUGGUUCAUCAUGGCGGUGCAGGAACGACAGCAUGUGGUCUGCGCUAUGGACGUCCUACCUCUAUUGUGCCUUUCUUUGGAGACCAACCAUUCUGGGGAAACAUGGUCGCCGCAGCCGGAGCCGGUCCAAAGCCUAUUAAGCAUACUUUACUAAAUGCCAACAACCUAGCAGAUGCGAUUCGCCUCUGCAUGCGACCCGAAACAUCAACCGCGGCAGGUAAUAUCGCUAAUAUGAUGCAAGCAGAAUGCGGUAUCCAAACCGCUGUCGAGUCGUUCCAUCGCAAUCUCCCCUGGGAUAUGAUGCAAUGUCAGAUCUUGCCAGACGAGCCGGCGACGUGGGUAUACAAGAAGUCCUUGUCAAAGCCGCUGUUCUUGUCGAAGAUAGCGGCGCAGGUUCUUGCGGAUCAUUUACGGCUCGACUCGAAGGAUUUGCAAUUCCACUCACCAAAUCCAAUUGUCAUCCUGAACCGACGAUGGGACCCCAUCACAGGCACUACAUCCGCCGCAAUUGGCACAGGCGCCGACCUGGCCCGAGCAACAACCGACAUGUUCCUCAAACCGUACCAAGAAAUCAGCCGCGGUCGAGGUGGUUCAUCAAGACCCAGUACCCCGCGAACUACCAGCUCUUCCUCCGUUCAGAGAGCAGAGUCGGACAGCCAGGUACCAACUGCCGAGGAAAUGACCCGUGCCAUAGCACAAGACCCUCGCUCUGGCUGGAUUACUACCGGGAGAGCGGUUGGAGCGGGCGCAAAGGGUGUUGGCAAAUUUCUGGGGUCUUAUUACAAGGGUGUGCUUGUUGAUAUUCCGCUUGCAACGACGGAGGGGUUGCGGGCCGUUCCUAGACUCUAUGGUGAAGAUGUCAAGGACUACAACGUCAAAGAUUGGAAAUCGGGGGCUCUUGCCGGGGGGAGGAACUUUGCGCAUGGUAUGAGCAGGGGCCUUGCUGAUAUCGUCAGACAACCGUACAAGGGCGGCGUUGAAGAUGGGGCAGUUGGCGCGGCUAAGGGAUUUGCAAAGGGGACUAUCGGGCUUACUACUAAGAUGUCAUCUGCUGCACUCGGCCUCGUGGCUUAUCCCGGCUACGGUAUCACGAAGAGUAUCCAUGCUGCAAUCAGGACAAAGACGAGGAAGAAUAUCGUCAAGGCACGAAAGAGAGAAGGAGAGCAUCGCGCUAUGAUAGCGGUUGCAAGCGGACUCGACCAUAGUGCGAUGCUUCGAUCAUUCGAGGCAUACAAGCGGGAGAAUACCGAAACUCGACCAUCCGACAGUCGACCAUCCUCGCGCUGGCAGGAACCCGCCUAG
This is a messenger RNA of Aspergillus glaucus CBS 516.65, 2523 nucleotides long. RefSeq lists its product as uncharacterized. Bases 1 to 2523 code for a protein of 840 amino acids. Gene Ontology annotation, biological process: carbohydrate metabolic process. Gene Ontology annotation, molecular function: UDP-glycosyltransferase activity; hexosyltransferase activity. The record is from RefSeq and is a predicted model, not a curated record. The transcript is spliced from 7 exons. Lineage: Eukaryota; Fungi; Ascomycota; Eurotiomycetes; Eurotiales; Aspergillaceae.